This is a messenger RNA of Dictyostelium discoideum AX4, 1674 nucleotides long. RefSeq lists its product as hypothetical. The record is from RefSeq and is a predicted model, not a curated record. Bases 1 to 1674 code for a protein of 557 amino acids. The transcript has a single exon. NCBI's taxonomy places the organism in Eukaryota, Evosea, Eumycetozoa, Dictyosteliales, Dictyosteliaceae.
AUGAAAUUAAAUCCAAACGCUUCAUCGUUUGUACCAAAAUUUGUUGCUAAACCAGCAGCACCAGCACCAGCAGCACCAGUUGCUGUUGUUGCCGAACCAGUAGCAGCACCAGUUGUUGCAGAACCAACACCAACACCAGCACCAGUAGAAACUAAAGAAGAACCAACUACCACAGCUACUACAACUUCAGUAUCAUCAAUUAAAACUGAAGAAGAUUUAGAAAAUAUUAAACCAACUGAAUCAGUAUAUAAAGUUGAAGAUGAUGACAUCGAAGAUGAUGAUGAAGUUGAUGAAGUUGCAGAGAAAAUUGAACAAGUUGUAAAAGUAUUACCAGAAGAUAGCAGAGAACAUCUUAAUAUAGUAUUUUUAGGACAUGUAGAUGCAGGUAAAUCAACACUUUCAGGUAGUAUUAUGGUUUUAACAGGACAAGUUGAUCCACAUACUCUUGCAAAAUAUGAAAGAGAAGCCAAAGAGAACCAUCGUGAAGGUUGGAUCUAUGCAUACAUUAUGGAUACAAACGAAGAAGAACGUACCAAAGGUAAGACAGUAGAGGUUGGUCGUGCACAUUUUGAAACCACCAAAAAGAGAUACACCAUUCUCGAUGCUCCAGGUCACAGAUUAUACGUACCAAAUAUGAUUAUUGGUGCAGCACAAGCAGAUGUUGGUAUUUUGGUUAUCUCAUCAAAGAAGGGUGAAUUUGAAGCAGGUGUAGAGGGCGGUCAAACCAUUGAACAUGCUCGUUUGGCAAAAAUGAUUGGUAUUAAAUAUUUGGUCGUUUUCGUAAACAAAAUGGAUGAACCAACCGUAAAGUGGAGCAAAGCACGUUACGAUGAAAUCACAGAUAAAUUAACAGUCCACUUGAAGAAAUGUGGUUGGAAUCCAAAGAAGGACUUCCAUUUCGUUCCUGGUAGUGGUUAUGGUACAUUGAAUGUCUUGGCACCAUUGGCACCUGGUGUUUGUGAUUGGUACAGUGGUCCAUCACUCAUUGGUACCCUCGAUAAUUUAUCAGGAAUGGAACGUAAUGAAGGUGGUGCCCUCAGAAUUCCAAUCACCACCUCCUACAAGGAUAGAGGUAUCGUCAAUGUAAUUGGUAAGGUUGAGUCUGGUACAAUCAGCGUUGGUCAAAGCAUUCACAUUAUGCCUGGUAAAACAAAGGUUGAAGUCAUCUCACUCACUGGUGAUAUCUGUAGUUUCAAAACUGCUCGUCCUGGUGAGAAUAUCACCAUCGCCCUCAAAGGUAUCGAAGGUGAUGAUUCUAUUCGUCCAGGUUCCAUUCUCGCUGAAAUCAAUAGACCAGUACCAGUCGUCUCUGAAAUUGAAGCAAUCGUUUACAUUUUAGAUAUGCCAGAGGAACGUAGACUAUUCACUCCAAGCUUCUCUGCCAUCUUCCAUGCUCAUACUGCCGUCGAAGAUGUCACCGUCAAAUCUUUAAUCGCUACCAUCGAUACUAAAACCUCAACUGAAAUUAAACAAAAACCAACCUUUUGCAAAGUUGGUGAUGCCGUUAAAUGUCGUUUAGUACUUGGUAGAGCUGUUUGUUUAGAAGAAUUCACUACAAAUCCACAAUUAGCUCGUUUCACUAUUCGUGAUUCAACCAAAACUAUCGCUUUUGGUAAAGUUAUUAAUAUUGGUAAAAAAGCAAAAGAAGAAAUUGCAAGACAAACUAAAGCUUAA